CGCAAAGUGCAACAAGGAAUAUCCCUGGGUCCUCCUUGGAGUGUAUCAGUGUAUUUUUGUCACCCAGUGCCCUCGUGUUCCGUCUUGACGUUCUUCGUCGUGUCGACACGGACGGUUGAAGGAUAAUGUCUCGUCUCCCCUCAUAGGAAGAGACAUACAACUGGCUUCACAAGAGGAUUUCAAUUUACAGAAGGAUUCCACCGCUGUUUUUCAUGCCCUUCAUUUGCGUCAUCCGUAGGACCUUUCGAGAAUGCCGCUCCAUUCAGCCUCGUGCAUUAUUCGUACUAGACGCAGUGGUACCUAGUCGAGCGUUGAAAAUGACGUGAGAAGCGGCGCAUUGUCAAGCGGCGUUGAGUGUACCCUGCUCAUUUUCGCCAGAGUUAUCUUUAUGCAGCGAAGCACAGGUUAAAUGACCCUCAUAGACGUUGCUGUUUUCGGCAUCAGAGGGAACCGCGUAACUCAUCACUGGUGGUAAACAAUGGUGGAGGACCCAGGGAGCUCUUCUUCACGAUCCAACGAAGUUGCACCGAAGAGAAAAAUUUCAGUUGUGAAGAGGCUCUGCAAGGACUGCUGCUUUUCCAAAAGCUACGUCAGACAACAAAUGUAUUGGAGAGGCGGUGAAACCCCGCCCUUCAACUGUCUUCCUGCGCUCACCACCAUCAGUCCUCUCUUAUCGUUGAGCUGAGUUGAUUCUUGAUACCCCUCAGUCACCCUGGGAUCUGCAGUCGGUUUUUUGUGGAGUGCUUUUGUAAACGAGCAAGUUUCAUCCCAGGUCUCCAGUUGUUGUUGCCUCUGUUCCGUUCUUUUUGUAAAGCAGCUAGCGUUGUCCUCGGCCUCCACUUGCUUUCCUCUCUGUGCGCCCUUCGCCCCCGCGGUCGUCCGCUUCUCUCCCCUGUGUGUCGCUGCUGUGGUGCCGCGACUCCUUUUUUUUGCCCCGCAGUACGUUUGUUCGGAUAUUAAAACACUCACACCAUGGAGGCGAACAGCUCCUCGUCGUCGCUACCGAGCGUCCAGAAGUUUUUCUCAGAUAUUCGGACGGCGUGUAGGGAGGCAGUUGCGGUCAAUCAGGUGCUUCAGAUGCUCGUUGAUGAAAUGAACUCCGGCGGGGAGCUGAUGACGAUGGACCAGCUGAAGGCUGCUGCAGACUACGGGAAAGAUAUUAGACCCCAGGUGGCAGGAUUGGCAACAGGCACUGCUGCCGCGCUCGCCAUCAAAGCGACAGGCGCUUUUAAAAAUUCCCCAGUUUGGAAACCUGCGGCCGUUGUUCUCCCUGCUUGGUUUGCCGGGUUUGCACUCUUUCGCCUCUACUCGAACUUCAACUUUGUGCGCAUUUCCAUGCGAGACGGCGAUUCAAAGCUUGCCAGGCAGCUGCGAGCAGCGUACAAGAAGGCAGCUCCACCGGGGAGCACGACACUCGAGAAUUCGUAGCCGUGUACGCAGAACCCGAAUGGCGGCAGCAGGAGUGUCAUUUGUGUAUUUUAUUUCACUGAGGGCGCAGAUUCGCGACGUUCUUUUCAAGAAUGCUUUGUAUUGUCGGGGGUUGAAAGGCCCGACAGAUGCGAGAGUCAGAAGCGGGUAGAAGAUAAACAUAUGAGAGUUCUGGUGUGCACGGAUCCACAGGAGACUUUAUCUCGCGUGUAACGAUGUCUUUCGUUUGCAGUACCGCCGUCUUGAUUUGUUUUCUGCCGUUUCGUGAUGGGGGAUGCGGUUACUGAGAACAUGUGAUUCUUCGUGUACCUGCCGGGCCUUGCAUCCCUCCGCCUCUUGCCUUGACACUGUGGCGGUUCCUCGCCUCAGACAAUUUGUCAACUGCGCUAGAUUUCACGUUUAACAACUUUGUUCAACAAACGUGGAAGCAUGGUUGUGCCCACUCGACCGCCU
Messenger RNA from Toxoplasma gondii ME49, 1881 nucleotides. RefSeq lists its product as hypothetical. The transcript has 7 exons. Bases 973 to 1428 code for a protein of 151 amino acids. NCBI's taxonomy places the organism in Eukaryota, Apicomplexa, Conoidasida, Eucoccidiorida, Sarcocystidae. The record is from RefSeq and is a predicted model, not a curated record.